AUGUCUGGUCCUUGUUUCAACCAACCAGUGGCCAGUGGUGAUGAGCACAUUGUGAUCCCAGUGGCUUCAAAUUUGGAUGAUGACUGGCUAGAAUCCAUAAUGAAGGAAGAACGAGAGUCCUCAUCCUCAUCCUCAAACAACACACCAAUGCCAAAGCAUAAGAAGAUACCCAAGGUCCUCAAGAUGCUUCUGCAGAUGGAAUCCAACAAGGAAUGCUACGAACCAGAGGUGGUUUCUAUUGGUCCCUACCACAAUAACCAAGCCAAGCUCCAAUCAUUUGAGAAACUAAAAAUUCGAUUCACAAAAGAGUAUGUCAAAAGUUAUAAGCCAGAAAUCUCGGCAACGACACUAUAUAAGCAGGUUGCAAAUGUGGCUAGUGAUGCAAGAAACUGCUAUGUUGACUCGACAGAAAGCUUCAAUGACGGAGCCUUCACUCGAAUGUUGUUCCUCGAUGGUUGCUUCAUCAUUCACUACAUCAACAUCUGCACGAAAAACAAAGAAGAGCAAGACAAAAUGAAGAUGAAGAUGAAGAGUCACGACAAAGCUUUCAUGCAACGUGACUUGUUCUUGCUCGAAAACCAAUUUCCUUUCAUAGUCCUCAAUGCCUUGAUGAUCAUGAACUCAGCCUUUGAAGGGAAUAAAGGAUUGAAGUUGAUUGAAAAGUUCAUUAAGACCACAAUGGCAAGGCCUCUUAAAGAUUCACUUCUAGAGAAGGUGGAAAAUUCCAUUACAAAGCAUGUUACAGACCAGAAAAGAAAGAAGCUACCAGAACCGCAAUCACAAGAACCUGCUGAUCAUCUUUUGGAGCUAUUUGGAGCAAUUGCUCUGAGCUUUGUUCAGACUUACUAUGCUGUUAACCCUAAAAAAUAG
Molecule: messenger RNA, 870 nt
Organism: Camellia sinensis
Lineage: Eukaryota; Viridiplantae; Streptophyta; Magnoliopsida; Ericales; Theaceae
Source: RefSeq, a predicted model, not a curated record